UAACUGUUUAGCUUCUGCUGUCAGUGCUGUCUGCAACCGCUUGCCCUUAAGUAUACAGCAAGGUCUUACAAAACCAGAAGCUGCUGUAGCUCAUUGACACUGCUUCAGAUAAUAAUGAGUCGCUAUAGGAGAUCUGGUCCGAGGCUGCACAGACAUUGUGAGACCUGUUACAGUCGCCGAUGCAAAGCCUCCAUAGAAGUGUCCGUGUCAUGCAUGGUCAUCAACUGCCGCUUGCUUUGUGGGGCCUCCUUCCACAUGUGUAAGGAGGAUGAACACUCUCUGCUGUGUCCCAAUGUGAACGUGCCCUGCCUUAAUGCUCACUAUGGGUGCCCUUUCACCAUGUGUCGCUCUCGGCUGGCCAAACACCUUGAGGUGUGUCCCGCAAGCGUUGUCUGCUGCUCGAUGGAGUGGAACCGUUGGCCUCUUGAGAACCCAGAAGCCCCCUUGUAUACGAACCUUCUAAAAGAGCUCCAUGAGCAGGAAUCACUGGACCUUUCCAUGGCACUGAGAGACCAGAAACAUCUAUGUGCCAGGUUGAAAAUGAGGAGCUACUUUCCUGAGUUAAUGGAGGAACAAGAAGAGGAACCUGCCCCAGUGGAGAAGUACGACAUUGUGGAGGGAGCGGUAGGAAAAAACACUGUGUGUAAUGGGAUGCACAUCAAUGGACAUGGAGAAGAUAUGGUCCUUAAUGGUCCUGUUGACAAGGAGAAGUACAAUCUGUUCGAAAAGAUGUUUAGCAUGGAAAUGGGUGGUUGCAGGCAGGCAGAGGCAGAGGCGUCAAAAACAGAAGAAAAGAAAGGAAAAAAUACAUCUAAAGGCUCUUCAAAGCCGCAAGGAGCUUCUGUAGAGCCUGAGAAAAAAGAAGCAAAUGCAUCCCAUGUGGAUAUCUCCAAAACUGGACUGGCACCUUGGCAGGAUGGUGUCCUGGAGAGACUUAAGCGUGAGGUGAAACCCAGAGAAUUCAACAUGUACAUAGUGCAUCAUGGGCGCAUGCUGAUCUCCUUUGGUCAAAUGGAUGCUUGCACGCCCAAAGAGAGAGAUUUUGUUUAUGGGAGCUUGGAGCCAAUACCAGUCCAGACUUUACGUUCCUUCAAGGUUCCCAGUAGUUACAAACAGAGACGCAUUCAACUUAGAGAAUUCAAUACGAGAGUAAUGACCGAGCACAAAUGCGUUGGCACAUCUGACCUGGAUAUAUCUGAGAAAGAUGGCGGGGAGAUGGAUGAGAUGUUUUCAACCCUACUCUGUCAUGCAGAGGCUGAGAUAAGGGGCCACAAAAUAAGUGAAAUGGUGCCAACAGAUGGACUUUAUGUUGAUAUCGCAACACAAACGUAUAAUUUUUCCACAGCUCCCUUCAAAUACAACGCAACUUUGACUGAAAUUACAGCAGGCAGGGGUUUGAAACUUCACGUUGACCUUGAUACAGAAACGGUUACCCUCAGACACAACAAAUCAACCUCAGUAUUCACUUUCCUGUGUGGUCAUUUCUUCCGUCGGGAUGAGUUUGCCUCACACUUUAAGAAUGUGCAUUUGGAUAUCCAGUCCUCUUUGAGUGGCUGGUUUGAGCAGAGAUGUCCUCUAGCCUACCUUGGUUGCACUUUCAGUCAGAGAAGAUUACAGCCAUCCACACACAGGGCCAAAGUCUCCUAUAACCAAGACCUCAGUAUUUUCACCCUCACACCUGAGGUUACCGCCUCUCUUAGGAGCGAUUCACAGACCGUUCCACUACAGGCACAUGUCAAAUAUGAAGAUUCUCUCAGUAACCUUCCCUUUGAGGUGCUUUACUACAUCGCUAGUUACCUGGAUAGUUUUACUCUGUCCCAGCUAGCCUUGGUCUCCCGAUUGUUCAGGGAUAUAUGUGCCACGUUUCUGCAGGAAAGAGGAAUGGUGGGCUUUAAGUGGCAUAAGAAGUCAUACUCUCAUGGAGGAACCAGCUGGAAACCUACCAAAGUCUGGGAGUUCAGUACUCUUUUUAGUAAAGUGGGUGACUGGUGUAUCGGUGGCACACCAUCAAUGGCUGAGCACCUGAAAUGUUGUCCAUUCUACCAAACUGAACUGAAAACUGAGCCUUUUGCCAUGGCCAGUAUGAAAGGAAAGGAGAGAGACAGUUUGGUUUCUUUGUUUAUGGGACACAGAUGAUACUGUAACUGGAACUUUUAUUUGGAAUUUCUGGCUUAAAUGUUAUAAUGGCAGAGUGAGAUUCAAAUGUCCACUAGUGAAAAUGAUUCUAUUUCUAUUAUGCUAAUAUUUACUACUAUUAAAUUAAUAUUUUACAUAA
Molecule: messenger RNA, 2275 nt
Organism: Sinocyclocheilus grahami
Lineage: Eukaryota; Metazoa; Chordata; Actinopteri; Cypriniformes; Cyprinidae
Gene: fbxo40.2
Product: F-box protein 40, tandem duplicate 2
Exons: 4
Coding region: 115-2136 (673 amino acids)
Cellular component (GO): cytoplasm
Molecular function (GO): protein binding; zinc ion binding; ubiquitin protein ligase activity
Source: RefSeq, a predicted model, not a curated record